Messenger RNA from Limulus polyphemus (Atlantic horseshoe crab), 920 nucleotides. RefSeq lists its product as uncharacterized. The coding region runs from base 95 to 616 and encodes 173 amino acids. Gene Ontology annotation, cellular component: extracellular region. Gene Ontology annotation, molecular function: hormone activity. Lineage: Eukaryota; Metazoa; Arthropoda; Merostomata; Xiphosura; Limulidae. The record is from RefSeq and is a predicted model, not a curated record. The transcript has a single exon.
GAUAGACCACAAAUUGCUUUUGACAGUCCUUGCAACAUUAAUAUUGGUACCAAUAAGUACCUUGUGUGGUACUUUUUUACAAAAUAAGUUUCAAAUGGUAUCCGAAACGGAGUCUGAUGAUCAUGACGGCUUUCCUACAGGAUCACUCCCUUAUCACAACAAUCAUAGCAAUGGAUUCAACGAUAGACUAACAGAAGAGCGUGAUCAAUAUUCUAGGCCUAGCAAGCUAGACCCGUUGAUGAGAAAUUCACCAACAACCGCAAGGGAGAGCUUUAAUCGGUCAUAUUUGCCCAAGAACAAAGCGAAUGAUGAACAAUUUCGAUAUCAUUUUGACGACUUGGUCAAGUCUCAACAAGCACCUCAACAUAAAACGCAAAUUUCUGUUCGGAUACAAGAACAGAUGGGGAAGACGGAAACAGCAGCGAUAAGCGGAAGUGACGUCACGCCGAAGCGUGGAAACCGGCCAUCUUUAUCGAUCGUUAGCCCUCUGGAUGUUCUGAGCCAGAGGCUGAUGUUGGAAAUGACUCGAAGGAAAAUGAAGCAGAAUCAGUAUCAGAUAAUGGCCAACGCUAAAUUACUGAAGAAUCUUGGGAAAAGAAAAGCACUUCUCUAUUAGCGCCGCCUAGUGGACUGAAAAGGUAGCUAGAAUUUUGUUCUCCGUUAUAGUGCAUUUUCGUUUUGCUUUGACGUGAAUAUAACUAGAGUUAGAGCAUCACCCAAAAUUAAUCUAAUUACCAAUAAAAUGACCUGUUACAAAUAUUCAGUUUUCACCAUUGUGGAAUAUUUUAUUAUCUGAAUAGAGCUGAAACAUUAGAGUUUAAUUGUACUCUGCAAGAAUAUGAUGAUUGUGACGUUCGGUCGUUAGGACUAGUUUAUAUAAAAUGUACGAUAACACCUGUAUUACUGUACCUAACAUAGGA